Messenger RNA from Lolium perenne, 1062 nucleotides. The record is from RefSeq and is a predicted model, not a curated record. Lineage: Eukaryota; Viridiplantae; Streptophyta; Magnoliopsida; Poales; Poaceae.
AUGCGCACCAAGAUCCAAGAGCUAAAGAACUCCGGGCUUUCGGUGGUCAACCUCUACAACUACUGGCUCGCCCGGCGAUUGGUGCCAUUUCGGUGCCGCUGCCACUAUAUGUGGGAGUACACGGGGCAGAACGACUGCACCCUCGAUUUGGCCAUGGAGUGGGCCGAGGCUGAUUAUCGGAAGGCACUCGCGAAGAUCACCAUGGCUCCCUUCACCUGCUUUGAUGCGGAGAUGCAACUAUUCUCGGCGGAGAAGCCCGCUCCGGAGACGUGGCACGAGGUCGCCAACCAUCUGCCCCCGCUCGCUGGGAAGGAGCCCCCGGAGAUGAUCGCUGGCGAGGAGGGCAACGGAGAAGAAAUUGAGGAGGAAGAGGAGGAGACGACCUCCCCACCUGAGGGGAGGGCGACCGCUAAUCCGCCAAGUGAGCCGCAGCCCAAGCGGCUCCGCCAGACCAUCCUGGAGGGUGGCAUUAGCCUCCAGUGGCUGCUCGGCGAAGAGCUCAGGGCGGCUGAGCGAGUCCAACCGGGGGUGAAGGUCAUCCCCACUGUGAAUGCCAGGCCAAAAGUCCUGAAGAAGGCCACGCCCAUGUGGGGGGCGGCUGCGAAGAAGGCGGCCAAGAGGGUCGCCGAUGAAGCUGCAACGGCCAAGAAGGACACCGACGAAGCCACGGACACUGAAGCAGCGGUGACACGGGCGGAGGCCACAGCGGCGAAGAAGACCACGGAGGCCGAGGCGGCGAAGGUCGCCAAAACGAAGGAGACCACCGAAACCGCCAAGGCCAAAGCUGCGAGUGCUGCCGAGUCCGAGUCGUCGAAGGUGGCGACCUUGGCGGAGAAGGAGCAAGGAGAGACGGUCCAAGCUACCGCCAACCACGUGUUGACCAAGGAGCCGACCCCUCCAGAGGCUAGCGCAACGGGUGAUGCUCAGAAGAGCUCGUCGACUGAGGCCAUCGUCCGCGCCACCCGCCUAGAGGAUCUGUUGCGCACGGCGACCCAACUCCCGAUGGCGCCGCUGACGUUCGCCGAGAUGCACAAAGCUCUCGGCAAUCUUCAUGUGCAAUAG